Messenger RNA from Myzus persicae (green peach aphid), 668 nucleotides. RefSeq names its product cysteine-rich PDZ-binding protein. The transcript has a single exon. Lineage: Eukaryota; Metazoa; Arthropoda; Insecta; Hemiptera; Aphididae. The record is from RefSeq and is a predicted model, not a curated record. Gene Ontology annotation, cellular component: dendrite. The coding region runs from base 197 to 550 and encodes 117 amino acids. Gene Ontology annotation, molecular function: microtubule binding; PDZ domain binding. Gene Ontology annotation, biological process: cytoplasmic microtubule organization.
AAAUAAAUAUAAUUUCUCGAGCAUGGAAUAAAUUGUUUACCUCCACGGUACCACUGCUUACUUCCUUAUCAUUUGAUACGUCCUUAUCACCUAUGGAAAUUAUCACAUUUUCAGUUUACAUUUUUGCAAUUGUGUUAUUGUAAACACAAUUACACAAACACUCAAACAUCGACGGUUAACAUUUACUUGUUUUAAAAUGGUGUGCGAGAAAUGUGAGAAAAAAUUGGGUAUAACGGCUACUCCUGAUCCCUGGAAACAGGGGUGUCGUAAUGCUAUCGAUACUAAUUCAGUAAGUAAACAGGACAACAAACACCUACAAACUAUUGGAAAAAUCAAGACUCUAUCUGGCUCCAAGGUAUCAUCAAAAUCUGCACUCAAAACAGGAUCAUCUUCCGUUAUGUAUUCAUUUGGGGCAUGCAGAAUAUGCAAACAGAAGGUACAUGAACCAGGAAGACAUUAUUGUCAGAGUUGCGCAUACAAGAAAGGUAUAUGUGCUAUGUGCGGAGUUCGCAUUUUAAACAUUAAAUCUUAUAAGCAAUCUGCUACUUGAAAUCAAUUUAAUCAGUUGUGUAAGACUGUUUUAACUAUUAAAUACAGCAUAACUGUAAUUAAAACAAUAUUACUGUUUUAGAUGUAAAAUCAUUUUAACAUAAUUGUAAUAUUAUUGA